GGAUUCCCCCCAUGCAUUACUUUGCAGUCGCUCCAACACAGACAUACAUCUGUUAGUCACCGAGAGCUGUCCUAGGCUAUUAGUAAUACAAUGAGAAAUACCCUGGAUAAGCCGAAUAGUAUUUAAGCGGCCGUCCGGCAUAUUAAUACAAACACAUAAAACCAUGGUGAUCAUGUCAGGGACAGCCACAGUGCUGCAGCAGUUUGUCAGCGGGCUGAAGAGCAGAAAUGAAGACACCAGAGCAAAAUCUGCCAAAGAUCUGCAGCACUAUGUCACCACAGAGCUCAGAGAGCUGAGCCAAGACGAAGCCACUACAUUCUACGAUGAGUUAAACCACCACAUAUUUGAGCUGGUAUCCAGCUCUGAUGUGAAUGAGAAGAAAGGCGGCAUCCUUGCUAUAGUGAGUCUGAUCGGAGUGGAGGGAGGCAAUGCCACCAGGAUCAGUCGAUUCGCCAACUACCUCCGUAACCUGCUCCCUUCCAGCGAUCCAGUGGUUAUGGAGAUGGCCUCCAAAGCCAUGGGCCACCUAUCGAUGGCCGGAGACACGUUUACUGCCGAGUAUGUGGAGUUUGAGGUGAAGCGGGCUCUGGAGUGGCUGGGAGCCGACAGGAAUGAAGGGAGACGCCAUGCAGCGGUGUUGGUGUUGAGGGAGCUGGCUGUGAGCGCACCAACCUUCUUCUUUCAGCAAGUGCAGCCUUUCUUUGACAACAUCUUCUAUGCGGUGUGGGAUCCAAAGCAGGCCAUUCGAGAGGGAGCGGUGUCCGCUCUGCGGGCUUGUCUCAUCCUCACCACACAGAGGGAGACCAAGGAAAUGCAGAAGCCUCAGUGGUACAAACAAACCUUUGAGGAGGCAGAGAAAGGCUUUGAUGAGACUCUGGCCAAGGAGAAGGGGAUGAAUCGUGAUGAUAGAGUUCAUGGUGCACUGCUGAUCCUCAACGAGUUGGUCCGGAUCAGCAGCAUGGAGGGAGAGCGAAUGCGCGAAGAGAUGGAGGAGAUCACCCAGCAGCAACUGGUUCACGAUAAAUACUGCAAGGAGUUGAUGGGAUUUGGAACAAAGCCGCGCCACAUCACGCCCUUCACCAGCUUCCAGUCGGUGCAGCCACAGCAGUCCAACGCCCUGUUGGGGUUGCUAGGCUACAGCACGCCGCAAAGUUUCCUGGGCUUCGGUGCCAUGCCAGUACCUGCUAAGAGCUCCCUGGUGGAGAGCCGGUACUGCCGAGAGCUGAUGGAGGAAAGAUUCGACCAGGUGUGUCGUUGGGUUCUGAAGUAUAAAACCAGUAAGAACCCUCUAAUCCAGAUGACCAUCCUCAACCUGCUGCCGCGCCUGGCUGCCUUCCAGCCACAUACCUUCACAGACCAGUACCUGUCUGACACCAUGGGCUACCUGCUGGGCUGCCUGAAGAAGGAGAAAGAGAGGACAGCAGCUUUCCAGGCUAUGGGGCUGCUGGUGGUGGCUGUCAGGACGGAAAUCCAGCCGUACCUCAUGAAGAUCCUGGAGAUCAUCAAGGCUGCACUGCCUCCCAAGGACUUUGCUCACAAAAGGCAGAAGACCAUUCAGGUGGAUGCCACUGUGUUCACCUGUAUUAGCAUGCUGUCCAGAGCCAUGGGCCCCAGCAUCCAGCCAGACAUCAAGGAACUCCUGGAACCCAUGUUAGCCGUGGGGCUCAGUCCGGCACUCACAGCAGUGCUGUACGACCUGAGCCGUCAAAUCCCCCAGCUGAAAAAAGACAUCCAGGACGGCUUGCUGAAGAUGCUUUCCCUGGUGCUGAUGCACAAGCCCCUGCGACACCCGGGCAUGCCCAAAGGCCUGGCUCACCAGCUGGCCUCUCCCAGCCUCACCAACAUCCCUGAGGCCAGCGACGUUGGCAGCAUCACUCUGGCCCUGCGCACUCUGGGAAGCUUCGAAUUUGAAGGUCACUCUCUGACCCAGUUUGUGCGCCACUGUGCUGAUCACUUCCUGAACAGCGAACAUAAGGAAAUCCGAAUGGAGGCGGCCCGAACCUGCUCUCGACUCCUUACGCCGUCCAUCCAUCUCAUCAGUGGCCACGUCGUCAGCCAGACCGCUGUGCAGGUGGUCGCAGAUGUGCUCAGCAAGCUGCUGGUGGUUGGCAUCACUGAUCCAGAUCCUGACAUUCGAUACUGUGUUCUUGCGUCUCUUGAUGAGCGUUUUGAUGCGCACCUGGCCCAGGCCGAGAAUCUGCAGGCUCUUUUUGUGGCUCUGAAUGAUGAAGUGUUUGAAAUCAGAGAGCUGGCCAUCUGCACUAUAGGACGACUGAGCAGCAUGAACCCUGCCUUCGUCAUGCCCUUCCUCCGGAAGAUGUUGAUCCAGAUUUUAACCGAACUGGAACACAGUGGUGUUGGCAGGAACAAAGAACAGAGCGCUCGUAUGCUUGGCCACCUGGUCUCCAACGCACCCCGCCUCAUACGACCCUAUAUGGAACCCAUUCUCAAGGCUCUAAUUCUGAAGCUUAAAGAUCCAGAUCCUAACCCUGGAGUGGUGAUCAGUGUCCUUGCUACAAUCGGCGAACUGGCCCAGGUGUUUAAAAAGGUUCCCCAGAUGAGUCAGGAUAGAACCGUUAGAGGCCAGCUUGGUUUGCAGUGCAGACAGAGUGCAGGAGAUGUUCAGGUGAGCGGACUGGAGAUGAGGAAGUGGAUGGAUGAGCUGUUCCCAAUCAUCAUGGAUAUGCUGCAGGACUCAUCCUCAUUGGCUAAGCGCCAAGUGGCACUGUGGACUCUGGGCCAGCAGGUAGCGAGUACAGGCUACGUGGUGGAGCCAUACCGCAAAUACCCUUCCCUUCUAGAAGUGCUGCUCAACUUCCUAAAAACAGAGCAAAACCAGGGGAUCAGGAGAGAGGCCAUCCGAGUCCUGGGUCUGCUCGGCGCUCUGGAUCCCUACAAGCACAAGGUGAACAUCGGCAUGAUCGAUCAGUCACGGGACGCCUCUGCUGUCAGCCUCUCCGAAUCCAAGUCCAACCAGGACUCGGCGGACUACAGCACCAGUGAAAUGCUGGUUAACAUGGGCAACCUGCCCCUGGACGAGUUCUACCCAGCGGUGGCCAUCGUCACUUUGAUGCGGAUCCUCAGAGACCCCUCGCUUUCCAACCACCACACCAUGGUCGUUCAGGCCGUCACCUUCAUCUUCAAAUCACUGGGCCUCAAGUGCGUCCAGUUCUUGCCGCAGGUCAUGCCCACGUUCCUUAACGUCAUCCGGGUUUGUGACACCAGCAUCCGAGAGUUCCUCUUCCAGCAGAUGGGAAUGGUUGUGUCCUUCGUGAAGAUUCACAUCCGGCCAUACAUGGAUGACAUCUUCACCCUGAUCCGAGAGUACUGGACACCAAACAACCCCAUGCAGAACACCAUCAUCCUCCUCAUCGAGCAAAUCGUAGUGGCGCUGGGCGGAGAGUUCAAGCUCUACCUGCCUCAACUCAUCCCACACAUGUUGCGUGUCUUCAUGCACGAUAACAGCACCGGCCGCAGCGUCACCAUCAAGCUGCUGAAUGCUAUCCAGCUGUUUGGUGCCAACCUGGAUGACUACCUCCACUUAUUGCUGCCUCCUAUUGUCAAGCUAUUUGAUGCCCCUGAUGUGCCACUCCAGGCUCGCAAGGUCGCCCUGGAGACGCUCGACCGUCUAACGGAGUCCUUGGACUUCACAGACUAUGCUUCCCGGAUUAUCCACCCAAUUGUUCGGACUCUGGACAGCACGCCGGAGCUGCGCUCCACUGCCAUGGACACCCUGUCCUCGUUGGUGUUCCAGCUGGGAAAGAAGUACCAGAUUUUCAUCCCUAUGGUGAACAAAGUGAUGCUGAAGCACCGGAUCAAUCACCAGCGCUACGACAUUCUGAUAUGUCGCAUUGUGAAAGGUUACACUCUCGCAGAGGAAGAAGAGGACCCUUUAAUUUUUCAACACCGGCAGAUUCGGGGCAACCAAGGCGACGCUCUGGUCAGUGGCCCUGUAGAGCCAGGCCCCAUGAAGAAACUCCAUGUUAGCACAACCGCACUCCAGAAGGCCUGGGGUGCUGCUCGGAAAGUGUCCAAAGAUGACUGGCUGGAGUGGCUGAGGCGUCUGAGCGUGGUCCUGCUCAAAGAGUCGUCCUCCCCGGCUCUGCGAUCGUGCUGGUCUCUGGCGCAGACAUACAUCCCUCUUGCCAGAGACCUGUUCAAUGCUGCUUUUCUGUCCUGUUGGUCGGAGCUGAGUGAAGACCAGCAGGAUGAGCUCAUCCGCAGCAUCGAGUUAGCUCUCACCUCUCAAGAUAUAGCCGAGGUCACGCAAACGCUGCUUAACUUGGCAGAAUUCAUGGAGCACAGUGAUAAGGGCCCUCUGCCCCUCAGAGACGAUAAUGGCAUCGUUCUGCUUGGAGAGAGAGCCGCCAAAUGUCGUGCCUACGCCAAGGCGCUGCAUUACAAGGAACUGGAGUUCCAGAAAGGCCCCUCUCCUCUCAUCUUGGAGUCUCUAAUCAGCAUCAACAACAAACUGCAGCAGCCAGAGGCAGCAUCAGGAGUCCUAGAAUAUGCAAUGAAACAUUUUGGUGAACUGGAAAUCCAAGCCACUUGGUAUGAGAAGCUUCAUGAGUGGGAGGACGCCCUGGUGGCUUAUGACAAGAAGAUUGACAUGAACAAAGAGGAUCCGGAGCUGAUCCUGGGCAGGAUGCGCUGUUUGGAGGCCUUAGGGGAAUGGGGUCAGCUGCACCAGCAGUGCUGUGAAGAGUGGACGCUGGUCAGUGAAGAGACGCAAGCCAAGAUGGCGCGUAUGGCCGCUGCAGCUGCCUGGGGUCUAGGACACUGGGAUAGCAUGGAGGAGUAUACAUGUAUGAUCCCCAGAGACACACACGACGGUGCUUUUUACCGAGCAGUUCUAGCUCUCCAUCAGGACCUCUUCUCAUUGGCUCAACAGUGCAUUGACAAAGCCAGAGACCUCCUGGAUGCUGAGCUGACGGCCAUGGCUGGAGAGAGCUACAGCCGUGCCUACGGGGCCAUGGUGUCCUGCCAGAUGCUGUCUGAGCUGGAGGAAGUGAUCCAGUACAAACUGGUGCCAGAGCGGAGGGACAUCAUCAGGGAAACUUGGUGGGAGAGGCUGCAGGGUUGUCAGCGCAUUGUGGAAGACUGGCAGCGGAUCCUGAUGGUCCGCUCUCUCGUCAUCAGCCCCCAUGAAGAUAUGAGAACUUGGCUGAAAUACGCCAGCCUUUGUGGCAAGAGCUUACGCCUGGCUCUGGCCCAUAAGACCCUCGUGCUCCUCCUGGGUGUUGACCCCUCCAAGCAGCUCGACCACCCGCUGCCCACCACCCACCCACACGUCACAUAUGCAUACAUGAAGUACAUGUGGAAGAGUAGCCGCAAGAUUGAUGCCUUCCAGCACAUGCAGCACUUUGUCCAGGGAGUCCAGCAGCAAGCCCAACAUGCCAUAGCAGCUGAAGACCAUCAGCGCAAGCAGGAGCUCCACAAGCUGAUGGCCAGGUGCUUCUUAAAGCUGGGGGAGUGGCAGCUCAGCCUGCAGGGCAUCAAUGAGAGCACCAUCCCCAAAGUCCUUCAGUAUUACAGCAGUUCAACAGAGCAUGACCGCAACUGGUACAAGGCCUGGCAUGCGUGGGCCGUCAUGAACUUCGAGGCAGUGCUGCACUACAAGCACCAGAACCAGGGCCGCGAUGAGAAGAAGAAGCGACGACAUGCCAGCGGGGCAAGCGCUGCCAGCGAGGCAAGCAACAGCGACAGUGAGGUGGACAGCGCCGACCACAGUCCCAUGCCCUCACCGGGCCAGAAAAAGGUCAACGAGGACCUCUCAAAGACUUUGCUGCUCUACACAGUCCCUGCUGUUCAGGGAUUCUUCCGCUCCAUUUCCCUCUCCAGAGGAAAUAACCUGCAGGACACACUCAGGGUUUUGACGUUGUGGUUUGAUUACGGCCACUGGCCUGAGGUGAACGAAGCUUUGGUGGAGGGAAUCAAGACCAUUCAGAUAGACACCUGGUUACAGGUGAUUCCUCAGCUCAUAGCUCGUAUUGACACCCCUCGAGCACUGGUUGGCCGUCUCAUCCACCAGCUGCUGACUGAUAUCGGCCGUUACCAUCCACAGGCUUUGAUCUACCCGCUCACCGUGGCCUCAAAGUCCACCACCACCGCCCGGCACAAUGCUGCUAACAAGAUCCUGAAGAACAUGUGUGAACACUGCAACACCCUGGUUCAACAAGCAAUGAUGGUGAGUGAGGAGCUUAUCCGCGUUGCUAUCUUGUGGCAUGAGAUGUGGCACGAGGGCCUUGAGGAAGCUUCUCGUCUUUACUUUGGCGAACGUAACGUAAAGGGCAUGUUUGCUGUUCUUGAACCGCUACACGCCAUGAUGGAGAGAGGACCACAAACCCUCAAAGAGACUUCAUUCAACCAGGCUUAUGGCAGAGAUUUGAUGGAGGCCCAGGACUGGUGCAGGAAGUACAUGCGCUCUGGGAAUGUGAAAGACUUGACGCAGGCCUGGGACCUUUACUACCACGUGUUCAGACGCAUCUCCAAGCAGCUGCCUCAGCUCACCUCCCUGGAGCUGCAGUACGUUUCUCCCAAGUUGCUGAUGUGUCGCGACCUGGAGCUGGCUGUGCCUGGCACAUAUGACCCCAACCAGCCUAUCAUUCGCAUCCAGUCCAUCGCUCCCUCGCUGCAGGUCAUCACCUCCAAGCAGCGUCCGCGCAAGCUCACCAUCAUGGGAAGCAACGGCCACGAGUUCAUGUUCCUGCUGAAGGGCCACGAGGACCUGAGGCAGGACGAGAGAGUAAUGCAGCUGUUUGGCCUGGUCAACACGCUGCUGGCCAACGACCCAGCGUCUCUGCGCAAAAACCUCAGCAUUCAGCGCUACGCUGUCAUCCCUCUUUCCACCAACUCGGGCCUGAUUGGCUGGGUGCCCCACUGCGACACGCUGCACGCCCUCAUCAGAGACUACAGAGAAAAGAAAAAGAUUUUGCUCAACAUUGAACAUCGCAUCAUGCUCAGAAUGGCACCAGACUACGACCAUCUGACACUGAUGGAGAAGGUGGAGGUGUUUGAACACGCCGUCAACAACACGGCUGGAGACGACCUGGCCAAGCUCCUGUGGCUCAAGAGCCCCAGUUCUGAGGUGUGGUUUGACAGGAGAACCAACUAUACGCGCUCCCUGGCUGUGAUGUCCAUGGUGGGCUACAUCCUGGGCCUGGGUGACAGACAUCCAUCCAACCUGAUGCUAGAUCGGCUCAGCGGCAAGAUCCUCCACAUUGACUUUGGAGACUGCUUUGAAGUGGCGAUGACCAGGGAGAAGUUUCCUGAGAAGAUCCCAUUCAGACUGACGAGGAUGCUGACCAAUGCCAUGGAGGUGACGGGGUUGGACGGGAACUACAGGAUCACCUGCCACACUGUUAUGGAGGUCCUGAGGGAGCACAGGGACAGCGUCAUGGCCGUCCUGGAGGCCUUCGUCUACGACCCGCUGCUCAACUGGAGGCUCAUGGACACAAACACCAAAGGCACCAAGCGUUCCCGAACCAGGACCGACUCGUACACCACUGGCCAGUCAGUGGAGGCGCUGGAUGGCAUAGACCUGGGAGAGACCACGCACAAGAAACCCGGGACCACGGUGCCUGAAUCCAUACACUCCUUCAUUGGAGAUGGCCUUGUGCAGCCAGAGGCUCUCAACAAGAAAGCCAUUCAGAUUAUCAACCGAGUACGCGACAAACUCACAGGGCGAGACUUUUCUCAUGAUGACACGCUGGAUGUCCCAACACAAGUGGAGCUCCUCAUUAAGCAGGCCACGUCCCAUGAAAACUUGUGCCAGUGCUACAUCGGAUGGUGUCCGUUUUGGUGAAGUCACAGCUGGAGGUCUGAUGAACCAAGACGAGAACACGAUGGAAAAACUCUCCCUAAAAAAGUCCAGAGUGCAGAUCUGCUGGGAAUGAUGACAUUUUCUCUUUUGUCUGUUCAGUAAUUGUGUGAAUAACCUGUGACACGCUCUGAGACUACUGUUUUUACUCCAUAAUUGAUCUAUUCAAUGCUCAAAACCACUUUCCAAAUUUUUAACAUAAUUAUUUGCUAAAAGCUUUUGAUGGAGUGCAUAUUGUAAUAAGUUAUAUUUCUUGCAGGCCGAGGUGUUCUUCAAGCCAAACAUGCUGUUAUUGCUCUGCUAAUGUGACAACUGCAGCCAUGUUUUUGCCCAUUGCUAACUGAAACACAUCAUAUACUGUGAGGUGUGUUGGUGUGCCCUUAAAGCUUGUACAGAUCAAUGUAUUUGUGCCGAGUGCACAAAACUGAGCUGCUCAUCUUCUGCUGCGAGUUUAAACAAAAAGCAAAUAAAACGUUGAAUAAGGAAAAGCUCCUUGGAAAAAGUUAAUUUUGCUUUUGCAGUUCCUCUGGCAGCCACUGAGGGCACUCUGACUCUUUACAAAACCCUUCUUCCACUUCUCUAGUCAAGCUUGAAGGAAGAAAAAACAUCCUCUAUCAGGUUAUAGACGAGAGGAGCACAUCCCACCUCAAAACCACAACUAAUAUGUGUUUUUUUUUCUCCAAAGCUGAGAUGGGAUUUCUUGUUUUUUUCUGUCGCUGCUGCUAUAUUUGUCAUCUUAUAAUAAAUUUAGCAGGGAAGACUCCAGCUCAACAGGGAGAUGCAGCUGUGCACAAAUGAAACUGAAUCCGAUUCUGCAAAUUACAGAGGCAGCACAGGAGACAACUAUUAAUUUGUGCUGUUGUUAUCUGCAGAGUGAGGUAGCCUCUGUUCUGUUUGCUCUCAUUUCUUUUCCCACUUAAUUUCUCCAUUUAUUUCUCCUCUGAAGGUUAAUUACUUAUAGAUAGUUAAGGAUUAGGGAUCAAUGGAAAGUAGUCAUUGAUCUCUUCCCUGCCGUGUCCACCUCUGCAAUGUCACACUCUUUACACACUGGAACAGAGGCUUGGUGAUUAUUUGUUCAUAUCGAUCUAGUCCUUCUCUGUUUUUCUCUUGCUUUUCUAUUUUUUACUGGCACACGCUUUCCUUUUUGCAACCAGAACCUCAUUAUCAAAAAUGUGACUCUUCAUAGCCACGGCCACAGUUUCUGCUGUUCCUUUUCUCUGUAGCUUAAUUUGUUUGUGUUAUUUUAGUUUCUAAAGUCUGGUGAGUGCCAAGCAAGUCAAUACUUCAAGUUAAAUAGCUUCCAUUGAUUGGGAGACAAAUUUAGCUGUUUACCAACUGUGGAAAUGAGCUAAGGCAACAAAACACCAACCAAGGUGUGUGCAAAGAGCAGGUUGAUGGUGACGAAUGGUACUCUCUGGGAGGCAAUGCCCCCAAGGUGAGGAAAGGUGAACAGGUUUGGCAGUGGCAGGUGGGACGGACACUAAAUGUUCAUUCAAUCAGGCUUUCAGGAUGUCACAUGACCAGCCAUGGCAGAAUUCUGGCUUACAGCAGAACCUUCCCUGCUGGAAUUAUUGAAACAUCAUUAAACAAAGGCAACCUGAAAAAUUCCAAAAUGACGUUUUCAAACAAUAAUUUCUGUUAUUAAGAGGAAAAAGCAUUUCACCCCUGAUGGUCUGGAAAACUCUGUUCUGUUUAGACCAAAGUUGCAACAUUUG
Messenger RNA from Gambusia affinis (western mosquitofish), 9534 nucleotides. It is a transcript of the gene mtor, whose product is annotated as mechanistic target of rapamycin kinase. Gene Ontology annotation, molecular function: protein-containing complex binding; protein serine/threonine kinase activity; protein binding. Gene Ontology annotation, cellular component: nucleus; TORC1 complex; TORC2 complex. The transcript is spliced from 59 exons. The record is from RefSeq and is a predicted model, not a curated record. Gene Ontology annotation, biological process: protein phosphorylation; TOR signaling; negative regulation of macroautophagy. Bases 164 to 7804 code for a protein of 2546 amino acids. Lineage: Eukaryota; Metazoa; Chordata; Actinopteri; Cyprinodontiformes; Poeciliidae.